Molecule: messenger RNA, 1845 nt
Organism: Symbiodinium sp. CCMP2456
Lineage: Eukaryota; Dinophyceae; Suessiales; Symbiodiniaceae
Source: the annotation of a GenBank genome assembly
AUGUGUUUCCCCCUGCUCCCCGUAGAGUCGAAGUGGCAGCGAGACCCGCAUGGGGAAGAGUCCAUUCGCUGCCUUCUGAGGGACCGAAGCCGCAGCCGCGAUGAGAAGCGGAAGGACAGUCGAAGUCCGAGCAGGAGCCGCAGCCGCAACAAGAAGCCAGAGGACCACGGGGUCGACACCAUGAAGAUCACGGACGACGAUGCCGCUUUCAUCCUCGGCAAGGGAGGGAGGACCAAAGAGAAGAUCUCCAAGGUCUCCGGUGCAGAGAUCGAGCUCUUCGAGCGCGACUUGAUCUUGGAGAUCCGCGGCUCGAAGCUGUGCAGACGUCGGGCCAAGAAGUAUUGCAAGGGCGUCAUGGACCAGCGGACUGGCCCCGUCAACGUUACUCAGGACCACGACGAUGAUGACGACCUAACCAUGAUCAACGUCCCACAGGAGGCCGUUGGUUUUGUCACUGGAAGGGCAGGGAACUUCCUGCGGACCAUCGAGGAGGAGUGGAACACAUUGAUGUUCUUCUGUGAAGUGGAUGGUUCUCGGGGCCGUGGAAAGGAUUACGAAAAGCUGGCGAUCUUUGGCACGGUGCGGGCGCGCCGUGGUGCCGAGCUCAAGGUCCUGAGUGCCGUGGAGACCAAGGUUCCAGGCUACUUCGACAAGAUCCGCAACGAGGUUGUCGACCGUGACAAGGGCAAGGGAGAGGAUGGUACAUGGGGCACCGACACAAUGACGUUCCAAGACGACGAGCUGUCCUACGCGCUUGGGAAGCAGGGCGGGACAAGGAAGAAGCUGGAAAAGGCUUCCGGAGCAGUCGUGCAGUACGUCGGCCAGGUGGCUCUCUUUUCCGGGGAGAAGCACUUGCGCAAGAAAGCCAAGGAGUACAUGAAGUGGCUCUUCGACCAGCUGGAGGGUCCAGUGUAUGUAAACGGCUGGGAAGACAGGGACGAUUGCACCGUGGUAGACGUGCCAAGCGAGUGCAUCGGCUAUGUCACGGGUGCUCGUCGUGCGGCACUGGGCAACAUGGAAGAGGAGUGGGGCACCCUGAUGUUCUUCAUGAACAAGGAGGCUCAGAACGGCGGCGGCAAGGGCGCCCGGGGCGGCCGCGGGACCUCGGAGCAGUUGGCGAUCUUCGGCGCGCGCCGGUCGCGCCGCGGAGCCGAGCUGAAGAUCAUGAGCGCCGUGGAGACCAAGAGUCCCGGCGUCUUCACCCGGGGCGUCCGCGAGAAGUUCAGCUCUGAGCGGGACUUUGCGACAGAUCGCUUUGUCCUGAAGGACGACGAGCUCAGCUAUGCAUUGGGAAAGGAGGGCGCCACACGUAAGAAGCUGGAGCUGGCUUCUGGCUCCAUCCUUCAGUAUGUUGGCCAUGUUGCCUUCAUCGCCGGCGAUUUGAAGGAGAGAAAGCGGUGCAAGCAGUUUAUUGACUGGCUGUUGGCUCAGCGCCGCGGGUCCGUGACCGUUUCUGAUGUUGCUGACAGAGAGGACUGCACGGAGAUGCACAUUCCGGAGAACUGCAAAGGCUGGGUAACCGGAAACCGCGGCAGCGAGCUGCGGCGGGUGGAGCAGGCGACAGGCACCUUCAUGUUCAUGGCCUUGGACCGGCACGGGGAGGAGCGGCUGUUGAUCUUCAGCGCCAAUGGUGGUUCGAAGACAGCUGAUGGCGGCCGCAUGCAUGCCGAAAGGCUUAUCAACGAGAUGGUGCAGGAGAAGCUACGUGGUGACUCGCGCGGUCGCAGCCGCUCAGAUUCGCGACGGAGGGGCGGCGGUGGCCGCCGAGACUCUCGACGCAGGUCCAACAGCCGACGUCGCUCACCCAGCCGCCGACGCGACUCGCGUUCUCGGUCUCGACGAUGA